UCAUAUGGCACUAUUUAUCUUCUCUGUACGACCCAAGGAGUAUCAUCACAGUUGUUAGCCUCUUGAAGUGAAAAAAGUGUGAUGUCGCUAAAGGCGUACACUUAACUGGCCAUUCUCGGUGGAAUGUACUGUUUCUAUUGAGACACCACGGGUUUGAGGCUUCCCUCCCAUGCUUAGAUGCAUAAAAGGAACCCAGGAGAAGGUAUCUUGGUUUGUUUAUUGGGAGAUUAAAUUUUCCGUUUUAGAAUGUAUUAUACUUUCCAUGUAACUUGGUUUGUUUAUUGGGUUUGUUAUUGUGUUUGUUUACUGUGGAUUGGAAAUAUAUUAAGAUGAGACUGAAGGCUCUUGCUUGAGUCAUGAAAAAAAUUUGACCUUCAUCAAUUAUUCGUAUUUUAGGUAGGUGCAUAAAUUAGGAUGAGUGGUUAGUCUUGAACCUGCAUUUUCAUCCAGAUGCAGGUUCCAGUACUACACAAGUCCCUUAUUGCCACUGUUUUGAAGAAAAUUCAGUGUUAGGGAAAGAAUUAACUAGAACUGUGUUUUCCACUCUUCUUCUUUCUUCUCCUUAGUAAUGGCCUGAGUUGGGCAUAUAGAUGUUCAAUUUAUAUAGUUGUACAUGGGCAUAUAGAUGUUCAAUUUAUAUAGUUGUACUUGAGCAUUUCAUUUGGUCCGAUGUCUUGAUUUCUUAGUACUUAAUUACUUUCUUAAGUUUGCCUUUAUGUAUCCUAAUGGAUUACUGUUGCAUUUUAUCCAUGGCGGGUCAAUCUGGAGUCAUUUCUCUUGGAUGUUUGGCUAUGUUCUUGAAGCGUUUCUUAUCUCGGUAACGUAUAAUGCUCCUGCUGCUGCAACUUUUUGUAGGAAUUUGUAGUGUUUACAAAUCUUGCUUGGGUGGUUGACUUCCUACAAUUUCGACUGAUUUCAUGAUAUUCGUUAUGAUGUCCUUAAAUAAGUUAAGGCCACUAGAUGAUUAACAAUAGUUGUGCCGUGCAACUCUCUUGGAAUCUUCAACAACCAUGCUGGAGUAAAAUAAGCCCUCUUUAGUCCAUAGCAUGAUAUUGAAUGCUAUAGUUUUACACGGAAAAUUAUUUUCUACAAUUUCUAUUGAUUUCAUGAUAUUCGUUAUGAUGUCCUUAAAUAAGUUAAGGCCAUUAGACGAUUAACAAUAGUUGUGCUGUGCUACUCUCUUGGAAUCUUCAACAACCAUGCCGGAGUGAAAUAAGCUCUCUAUAGUCCAUACCAUGAUAUUGUGAAUGCCGUAGUUUUACAUGAAAAAUUAUUUCUCCCUUUCUACAAUAAUUGAUAUAUUUCUAAGAAAAGUGAUUUUAAAAAGAAUGGCAUUUAAAAUCAAAUAUAUGUAUUAUUUGAACAGUACCCUCUAAUUAAUAUUUGAGUCAUCACUUUUAAGUUAUUAUUAUCAAUUAUAUAUUUAUAUUUAUGGUAGUGGCUAAUACAAUAAUACUUGGUAAUUGCCGGUUGGGUUAGAUGGGUGCAAACUGUUGGUCCGGGUUCAACUUUUGGCAGCGACAUUUAUUUGUAUUUCUUUGUAAGUAUAAACAGAUUGUUGAUAUUUAUUAAUUAACAACUUUAAAGAUAAAAAAUUACAAUAACACUUGGUAAAGAUAAGUAAAACUAUUUUUCUUUUUUAUAAUAAAGGAAAAAAAAGAAUCAAUGUUUUAUUCAAAUUUUCAUAUUAACUAUUGGUACAAAUAUUUCAUCAUGACUAUAAGAUUUUUUUUAUAUUCUCUUCGUAUUGCUGCGCACAUCUCAUCCAAUUUUUGAAUUCUAACAAAUUUUGAAUGCUUACAUUUUACAUUUAAUUAUUUUUACACACUUUUAGUUUGAACAUUUUAAUUUUGAGUUCUUAGUGUGAUAGGGUUUUUAACUUUUUAUUGUUCUUUUGUUUUUUUUAUCACUGGGUAUUUUAUUUUAGUACUUGUCAGAUUAGACAAUAAUAAAAUUGGACAUUGAAAAUACAUAUUUUAGUUUUUAUUUUAAGAGAUUAAAAUUAAUUAAUCAACAUAUUAUAUAUAACAAAAAGCCAAAACAAACUAACAUAAAGUAAAAAGCAUAAAGUUUUAUAUUAGUAUGUAAAAUAAAAAUGAAAAUAUUUUCCAUUUUUGAAAACUCUAGAUAUUUGUAGGAAUUAUUUAUGUAUGCAACUUUAAUUUUAAACAUUGAGGACCGAUUUUCUUAUUUGAUACUAUCAGUAGUUCGAUAUUUUAGUUUAAGUUCAUUGUUACUGAUCGUACCUGAUCAGAAGAAUCGUCAAGGCAGCAGAAUCUGGCUUGGAGAGCAAGAUGGGGGGGGUACCUGCAAGGUUCUCCGAUGCUUAAGUUAGUAGCUAUCAGAGAAUGAGGGUUGAGAGUGAAGAAUAGAAUACCUGACCCUCUAGUGAAAGAGGGUAUUUAUAGUCCCCAACGCUGGGCCAAGGUUCCCUAAUUGGGCCAAAUCCAACUGGAGGCCCACGUGCUAGGGAACUGCCAGAACGUCCCAUGCUAGGGCUGAGUCAGCAGGAGACUUACGUUCCGGAUGAUCAUAGCGUAGGGUUCGGAGGUGGUUGACCGAGUUCCCCGCUGCGUGACGCGUGGUCUUCGCGCGUGGAUAACUCCUUGACGGUUAUCCAGUAAAUGGGCCCAAUGAAUUGGGCCUGCUCGGCUAGUGAGAGGAGCUGGGUCUGCUCGGCCCAGGCCAGAACAGGAGCCCCCCAAGUCAUUAGUCUUAUGAGAGUGAUGACUUUAGCCAAGAGGCUGGCCGAGCAAGAGCACGAAUGUUGGUCGUCAAUUGGGAUCUCGUCGUACGACUACGUCUGCGAGGGAAAAGGUUGCUGCUGGGGAUAAGAGCCAAGGGUGGUCGGAUGGUGUCCUCGAAGACCCGUCGAGGAGAUGGCUGUCCCUUGGUUUCCUCUUGGCAUGCUUGGUUGCUGCUUGUCAGAGUGUGGCUGACAGGUGGCAGUUUUGGAGAGUGUCAUCAUUGCAGCGCCGUUUUUGGGUAUAAAUGCAGACUGCGCCGUUUGGGGUUUCCAAAGUUGUUUCGUGACGUGGCACCCUUUCGUGGAUGGAGCUGCCUUGGGGGUGUAAUCAAUGAUGGCGUCUCCUAGGCUGCCUAGGCUAUCAUGACACCCUUUGGCCUCCUUUCCCUAUAUAAAGAGCGAGAAGACCAUUCAUUUGUCACUUAACAUUUUGCAAACCUACAAGACUCGCUCACAGCUCUCCUCUUCGUCUCGCACUUCUUUCUUCUGCUACUUCAAGUAAGUUCCUCGUCUCCUCCUUGCUUUUAUUUGAGUUUUAUGUUUUAGCUUCGAGUGCGGCGGGCAGGAUUGAUGAGUGCGUCGAGCAAGCUUCAUGAGUUUGCCGAGUAGUCGUAGGAGAUCGUAAUUUCUUUCAUGUGUUUGCCGAGUAAGAUUUGAGUGAGCGGGACAGGAAUAGUUGAAUUAGACGUCCAUGUUUUAGAUUUAAUAGUGAACAAUUUGCGUGAGACGAGCGAAGGAGGCGGCCUGCCUCAGUUAGGGUGUGAGUUUGUCGGGGAGCUAGAUGCACCUGCCGUCCAUCGCCGUACGUGGCGGCUUUACUUUGCGGGUGCUUCUAAUUUAGCUCGUCGUUGUCCGAGGGGGGUGGAAUUCUCUCCUCGCCUCUUUUCCUCGCCCUUUCACUUGACUUGCGGUGGAAGGGUGGAUUUGACCAGUCGAAUUCACUGUUUCCUCUGCUUUUCAGGUAAAUGGCCGACGAGAACAAAGACGAUGUCGUCUUCGACAUAUCAGACGGGGAUGAAGCUGUUGGUUGCUCGCAGGAUGAGGGUGUUCCCGUCGUCGAGACUUCCCCGAGGAAACUUGAGGAAUGGGUGGCCGUUGCUCCGAGGACGAUUGCAUCGCGCUUCACGAGCUGUCCCAAGGAAGCCUUUAACGUCAUCGAGGACCUUGGCCAAGACGAGGAGCCUUCUUGGGGCGCCUUCGUGCCCAAAUCUCACCAGAGAAUCUGCUCGCAAUUCCCCGGUCCCCGUUUCGCUAUGUAUGAGUUCGUCUUUAAGGAGGCUGGUCUCCGUCUCCCCUUCACUCAUUUGCAACGGAGUGUCUUCAGUUGGUUGCGCCUGUGCCCGUCUCAGCUUCACCCCAACGCUUUAGCGUUCUUAAGGGCCUUUGAGGUCGUAUGCGGGUACUUGGAGGUCGAAGCGACUCUGCCUCUUUUCUUCAGAGUGUUUCAUUUGCAGAGGUUGCGUAAUCCGGACGACAAGUGGAGUUGGGUGUCCUUUAAGCAGCCGAAGAAGCUGUUCGCCAUUUACCAGGACUCGAUCAAGCAUUUCAAGAGUCGGUAUUUUAUAAUUAAGCUGCUCACUCAUGAUGCCGAGAAUCAUCUGUUCGAGGAGCGCGAGUAUAUUGAGGAUGGGGUGAGGACAGUGGGCCCAGCUGCUCGGUUCCCGUUAGAGUGGCAACCCGACCAUUUCGAGCAUGGGACUGACUAUUACAUCUUCUGGGACGAGGAUCUCAAUGAGCGCGAUACGGGGGGGUAUCAACGGCUCGCUUCUUUCGUGGACGGGUUUAGACCAGCAGUAUGUACCUAUCCCAACGGGGAUCCCUUAGUCGAGGAAGAUGGAGGUCCUAUGCUGGAGCCUCGACAUAUCAACACAAAAGCCAUCCUCGAGUGUGGGAGUUACGGGGAUGCGAUAAUUUUGUUAGGUGAGAUAACUAUUUCCUGUUCGAAUAAUAUCCUUUCGGUUCUAACUCUUUAUUUUGCAGGAAAAAUGGCCGACCUGCAUGACAAGAUUGUGAAGAUGAGGGCAAAGAACAAGGGGCCCAUCAAGCUGACCGUGAAGCGAUCUCGGGUAGAGGAGGUCAAGGCGGCUGUUGCGGGUGCGCCUGACGGUGGCUCCCCUUCAUCGGUUGGGACGACUUCGGGGAGUUCUCCGGCCGGGAAAAAACAAAAGAACGAGGGGACUCCCGAACUCCGCCCCCUUAUCAAUGACAACCCGUCCGAGGAGGACAUUGUGCUGCCCUCAUGUACUCUGCACAGGGGGAUCUUCUCCAAGAGGAAUGUUUUGCUGGAGCGCGAGGAGGUGAGGCAUAUAGUCAGGCGUGAUCGGACGGUCCGGGAUAAGGACUUGUCCGAGGAUCUUGAAGGAAUGAUGAGGGUGGCCGCCUUGGCCUUGGCCCUCAAUGCCCAAAGAGUCUGCCCCCAGAAGGACUAUGAUGCUCUGCAGACCAAGUAUGAUGAGCUGGAGCACGAGUUCGAACAGUACAAGGAUAAGUACGAGGUUCAGAGCAGCAUCGUCGAAGACCUCUGCAAAGAGCGGAACAAAGUCAGGGAUUUGGAGGCCGAGGGGGAAAGGCUCCGUGAGCGAAUUGCCGAGCUAGAGAGGUCUCAUCUCCCUGCUGCCGAGGAGGAUGAGGACGAGAAAGCUUUGGUGACCCGCUCCCAGCUUCUGGGCAAGGUGAGGGAGCUGGAGGUUGACUGUGUUGCUACUCUGGGGGUUGGAUUUAAAGCCGCAGUGGAUCAGCUGAAAGUCCUCAGUCCGCGCUUGGUGACGAAGGGCAUCGGUCUGUACAACAAAGUUGUGGACGGUCGGAUUGAGUCCAAUCCGCAGUUCGAGGACUGGGAAGAUGAACAGGAGCCCCAGGGUGAGGACGACGGUGCCGAGGAGGAUGAUUGUGAUGUCUAGACAAUUUCUUGAUAGUGGCCUGCGUGCCCGCCGUUUUGUGGCCUGCGUGCCCAUGUUUUGUGGCCUGCGUGCCAAUGUAGUUAGUUGGGCGAUGCCCGGAUAGUUUUUGUAAUAUUUGGAUAUCCCCGGCCAGUUUGGUCGGUUUUCAAUAUUGUUCUGCGUUUUAUGUUCCAAUAUUUAUGCUUAUCUGUUAAUCGAAUAUUUAUGUUUGUGCUCGGCCGAGGUUUAUGGCCCGGGCGUGUGGGAAACGGUCCGGGUGCGCAGAGCAGGUGUGCGCUAUAAGCGAGCUCGAGGCCGCGGUCGGGGCCAGGUGCUCGCGGCGUGAACGAUCCCAUCGCGAGCUGGGGUUCUGCCGUGCAGGUACUUCCGCGGAGGGUCUGUGUGUAGGGCCCGCCGCGUAGUCGGCUUUGCCUCUUGGUAGGGUUAUCCGACUGAAGCUGUCGUGGAGCGUACGCGCUUGUACCAUGGCGCGAGUCCUUGCCCAGCUUUCCUCGUGUUUGUUACGAGCUGCCGGGCAGCGUUAGGUUGUUUCUAACUGUAAUAGCGUCUGAGUUUUUCAGCGUUCCAAGGUCGAGCAAGUUUUUCGCCGAGAAGGUUUUCGAGGUAAUAUGCCCCGUUUUCGGUUUUAUCGUAUACUCGAUACGGACCUUCCCAGUUCGGGGCUAGUUUGCCCUCGCGCGAAUCUUUCAUGUUUCUGCGGAGGACCAAGUCUCCAAUUUCGAACCCGCGUUUGAUAACUUUAGUGCUAUGGCGUAAGGCUAUUUGUUGUUUCAGUUUCGCUUCUCGGAGGGAGGAUCCUGUCCGGAUUUCCUCGACCAUGUCGAGCUCUUCUCUCAUAGCUUCGUCAUUGAGUUCCUCUUCGAGAGGUGACUCAGUUCGACGAGAUGGUUCUCGGAUCUCUACGGGGAUCACGGCUUCAGUGCCGUAGGUUAACCUGAACGGUGUUUCGCCUGUGGUCGAGUGUGGGGUCGUUCUGUACGCCCAGAGGACGCUGUGUAACUCUUCGACCCAAGCCCUUUUUGCCUCGCCCAACCUUCUCUUCAGUCCACGAGAAUGACCCGGUUGGCGGCUUCAGCUUGUCCGUUCGUUUGAGGGUGUUCGACCGAAGUGAAGUGUUGUUUCGUCCCGAGUUUGGUUACGAACUCCUGGAAUUUUUUGUCCGUGAAUUGGGUGCCGUUAUCGGUAAUGAUCGCCUGUGGCACCCCAAACCGGGCGAGUAUGUUCCGCUUAUAAAAGCGGAGUACGUUUUGGGACGUGAUUUUGGCGAGCGCUUCGGCUUCUAUCCAUUUCGUGAAGUAAUCCACAGCGACCACUAGGUAUUUAUUUUGGUAAGACCCGACCGGGAAAGGUCCGAGGAGGUCCAUUCCCCAUGUGGAGAAAGGCCAAGGCGAGGAGAGAGAUUUGAGCUCGUUCGGGGGCGCCAGGUGCAUGUCAGCGUGUCGCUGACAUUUAUCGCAUUUCUGGACGUAUUCUUUGGCAUCUUGCUGCAUGGUCGGCCAAUAGUAGCCGGCCCUGAGGGCUUUCCUCGCCAGUGAUCGUCCGCCGAGGUGUUGGCCAUUGAUUCCUUCGUGAAGCUCUUGGAGUACCUCAAGUGCUUGUGAGGCGUCGACGCAUUUGAGGAGAGGGAUGGAGAAGCCUCGUCGGUACAGUUUGUGUUCGAGGAUAGUAUACGAACAGGCUCGUCUUUUAAUCGCCGAGGCUUUCUUUGCCUCAGCGGGGAGUUCGUCUUUCGUGAGGAAGUUAUAUAUUGGGGUCAUCCAGCAGUGGUCGUCCCCGAUAGCGAAUAUUUGUGGAGCCCGCGCGUUUUCGCCUAUGCUUGGCCUGGGUAGGAUUUCUUGGAUGACCGACUUGUUUCCUCCUUUCUUUCUCGUGCUCGCAAGUUUGGAUAACACAUCGGCGCGCGAGUUGUGUUCUCGGGGGAUAUGCUCGACUUCUGCUUUGAUGAAUUUUUUCAUCUUGUCCUUGACGAGCAUGAGGUACUCGGCGAGUACGUCGUUUUUGGCUUGGUAAUCGCCGCUGAUGUGGGAUGCGACGAGUUGGGAGUCUGUGUAGAUCUUGACCUCGCGCGCGCCCACAUCCUCGGCAAGUCUCAGACCUGCAAGGAGGGCUUCAUAUUCGGCCUGGUUGUUCGACGUGUUGAAAGAUAGGACUAAAGAUACUUCGAUGAUGAGUCCUUCAUCGUUUUCUAGGAUAAUUCCUGCCCCGCUUCCUGAAUUGCUUGAGGCGCCAUCUACGUAAAUGGUCCAUUUGUUCUUGGUCGGAUCCGGGGAGUCGGCCAUCGAGGUCAUCUCUGCCACGAAGUCUGCCAAAUCCUGAGCUUUAAAUGCCUUCCUGUUUUCGUACUGUAUGUCGAACUCCGAUAGCUCGAGGGACCACCUCAGCAUCCUGCCUGCCAUAUCUGGUCGGCUGAGGAGUUGCUUGAUGGGUUGAUCUGUUCGGACGAAGAUGGUGUGGGCGAGGAAAUAGUACCGCAGCCUUCUGGCCGCUAUUACUAGGGCCAUGGCGACUUUCUCGAUCUGUUGGUAUCGCACCUCGGGGCCUUGCAGGGCUUUGCUGGUGAAAUAUACGGGCUUUUGCCCGCUUUCGUUUUCUUGGAUCAAAGCCGCGCUGACUGCCUCGUUUGAAACAGCUAAGUACAGGCAUAGAGGCUCGUUGUUAUCGGGUCGAGAAAGGACGGGCGGUUUGGAGAGCACUUGUUUGAGGUGUGAAAGUGCUCGCUCGCAUUCCUCAGACCAUUCAAAGGUCGCUUCUUUUCGUAGUAGUUUAAAGAAAGGGAGUGCGUGUUGGGCGGAUUUUGCGACGAAACGCGAUAGUGCGGUGAGCAUCCCGUUCAAGACUUGGAUGGAUUUUUUAUUGUUAGGAGUGGGUAGUUCGGAGAAUGCUCGGCAUUUGUCCGGGUUGGCUUCUAUUCCUCGUUCGGUCAAGUAGAAACCGAGGAAUUUGCCUACGCGGACGCCGAAAGUACACUUCUCCGGGUUGAAGCGCAUCUUGCAGGAUCUGGCCCGCUCGAACACCCGCUCGAGAUGUGAGGUGUGGUCGGCGUCCUCUCGAGAUUUGACGAUCAUGUCGUCCAUAUAUACCUCGAGGGUGUCGCCGAUCUCUCCUCGGAAAACUUUGUUCAUCAUCCGUUGAUACGUGGACCCAGCGUUUUUGAGGCCGAAUGGCAUUACGUUGUAGUAAUAGUUGCCCGACUCCGUCAUAAACGCUGUGCACUGCUUGUCGCUCCUCGUCAUGGGGAUUUGGUUGUAACCUGAAUAAGCAUCCAUAAAAGACAAUAGUUUAUAGCCGGCCGAGUCGUCGACCAGUCUAUCAAUGUUAGGUAAAGGAUAGGCGUCCUUUGGACAUGCCCGGUUAAGAUCGGUAUAAUUAACACACAUUCUCCAUUUUCCAUUAGAUUUUUUAACAAGUACAACGUUUGAGAGCCAAGUAGAAUAUUUGGCCUCGGAAAUAAAAUUUGCCUCUAGGAGGUCUUUUACAGCUUUCUCGGCAGCCUCCGCUUUCUCGGGAGACUGCCGACGCCUACGUUGAACUACGGCCUUCGCGGCUGGAUUGAUGGAGAGGUGGUGGCAGGCGACCUCGGGGUCGAGUCCGGGCAUUUCUGCGGCGCUCCAGGCGAACAA
Vicia villosa (hairy vetch) is the source of this 9266-nucleotide messenger RNA. RefSeq lists its product as uncharacterized. The record is from RefSeq and is a predicted model, not a curated record. NCBI's taxonomy places the organism in Eukaryota, Viridiplantae, Streptophyta, Magnoliopsida, Fabales, Fabaceae. The transcript has 4 exons. Bases 3712 to 5646 code for a protein of 644 amino acids.